Molecule: messenger RNA, 1119 nt
Organism: Zychaea mexicana
Lineage: Eukaryota; Fungi; Mucoromycota; Mucoromycetes; Mucorales; Lichtheimiaceae
Exons: 3
Coding region: 1-1119 (372 amino acids)
Source: RefSeq, a predicted model, not a curated record
AUGGACAAUACCAAUCCAGCAGCACAGCAACAGGAACAACCAGCAACGCAUACAGUUGGCGCGACAGAUGACCCUAGCAACGACGAGGUUUCCACGGCAAUAUCCUGGCCCAUCAUUCUGGCAGUCGUUCCCACGCUAGGUGCCUUUUUUGCAGGCAGUGCAGAAGUAUGGAGCGACUUUGUUCUAAGUCUACUGACUCUUUACUACGUAUACAAAUGGAUGACAGUUCCAUGGUCAUACUUUGAAGGUGCACGUGCAAGACGUAUCAUCCAUCAAAAUGCCACUUCGCAUAGAACAACAGCAUCGCCAUUGUCCCUCGAUCCAAAACGUAUUCAAUUGGGGCAGGAGCUGCGGCACGAAGAACGCGUGGGAUUAUUUUGGGUUUUGCUGUCGCCGUUCAUUGUAGCCUAUUCGCUUCGGUUUACACGGUACUUUUUAACCAACCAUGAGCGCUACAUGGGCUAUUUCAAUCUCUUUAUUUUUGUGCUGGCUGCAAUGAUCAAACCAUCCGAAUAUGCAUUGUCGCUGCUGUGCGACCGGACCCAAGAACUGCAGACUUGCCUGGGACCCGAUGAGCGGAUCACAGAUGUGCUACACUCCAGGGUCGAUCGGAUGCACAAGGAAAUGAAUGACUUUUAUGGCGAGCUGAUCACCAAAAAGGACGUCAACGAGAUUGCUACUGAACUGGAUCCAGCAGUCAAAAAACUCGCCAAAGCAGCCAAGCGCGUAGAACGCAAAGAAGCCAAAUUCAAGGAAUGGUCUGAAGAACGUUUUUCUGCCAUUGAUGGAAAAGUCAAUGGUUUGGACCAGGUCAUUCUGUAUCGUAUCGAGCAAGACCAACUCCAAUCGUCCCAACGCACAUUGGUGGCACUCAUGUUUCUGCCUGUCAAUAUCGCGCUGUGGGCUGCCAAGGGAAUGAUAGGUUGGUUGCCGAUCCAAGUGCCCACACUCUCUUCCUCGGCUCUUCCUUCCCCAACCCUCUCCGCCUCCAUCGCUACACGUGGAGAAGAAGAAGAGGAUGAUGCUAUUUCAUUGCCACCACCACCGCCACCGCCACAACCAACACGUGCGUUCAAUAGAGCCUACUCUCAUCGUGAACGAGGUCCAGCCCUAUUCUAA